GUCACUGCAACCAGGAAACGCAGCAGCUGUUCAAAUGAAACUUUAUGCACAAGAAGGCUACAUGCAAAAUGCACGUUUCACACCGAGUUAGAUGUGACUCAAUGUAGAUACUGUAGUUAUUUUAACAUGACAAGAAUUGGAACAUCUUCUUGUUUGAGAAGCCUGAUUUGUCCAAUCCAUAUACGCAGAUAACAUGUUCAGGACACUGUUUUGCCGACUGAGGAUCCAGAAGCCUUUGGGGAGUAGGACAUGUGCCUAUAGGUUCACUUCUGGCAAUCUGUCGGACCCUAUCAAGCCGCAUGUGAGUCCACCUAGAACUCGACUAGCUCCCUGGACCACCUCAGACUCUGUUCAUAAUUUGACCUGUCACUCAAACACACACGUCCAACAGCAUGGCUGGACUGUCAGACGAGACGGGGAGCGAGAUGUUUGGUAUGCGUCACAACAUUUUAACACCGGUGUUCUGUCAGUAUCAGCUGUCGCUGGUCAGCCCACCUCCACCAGACAUUGGGGUGUCAGUAUACAGAGAAGGCUCUAUUCAACGGCUCCUAUUAAAUCAGUGAUGAAUCCAGUGACCGUGCUUGGAAGUGGGAAGAAACUUCCUAAAGGCCCCAGGACCAAACAACCAUCCAGAACCAAUCAGCCGACCCCAAAGGAGGACAAGGAUAUGAUGCAGUGCAUUGCCUUUGCAACAGCGGACCAGUACCAUUUGCCAACACUCUGCCAUGACCUCAUAGCCCAAGGCUUCUACGAAGUAGAUUUACCAAGAGAUGCCUCAAAUGCACUCGUAAUAUGCACUGACAACGCCCAAAAACCCAGUGACAAUGCAACAAUGUUCUUCUUCAGGGAGGGAUCAGUGGUCUUUUGGAAUGUUGAAGAGAAAACUAUGAAGAAAGUGAUGAGGAUCUUGGAGCGGCAUGAGAUUCAUCCUUACGAGGUAGCUUUGGUCCACUGGGAAAAUGAAGAGAUCAACUACACUAUAGGAGAGGGAAACUCAAAGCUACAACGCGGUAACUUCCUGCUGAACAAUGAAAUGCAUCCUGACGAGGCCGUGCUGGAUAAAUUUGCAUUCUCAAAUGCCCUUUCUUUGUCAGUGAAACUGGCCAUAUGGGAGGUGGCUUUGGAUCACUUUGUGGAGUCGAUUCAGUCAAUUCCAGAGAUGCUGAAAUCUGGGAAGAAAAUAAAGCUGUCCAGAGCAGAGGUUAUGCAGAAGAUCGGAGAACUCUUUUCUCUGAGACACUGCAUCAACCUGAGCUCUGACCUACUGAUCACGCCAGACUUCUACUGGGACAGAGAGAACCUGGAGAUGCUCUAUGACAAGACCUGUCAGUUCCUCAACAUCAACCGCCGGGUCAAGGUAGUGAAUGAGAAACUGCAGCACUGCACUGAGCUGACAGACCUAAUGAGGAACCACUUGAGUGAGAAGCACAGCUUGAGGCUGGAGUGGAUGAUAGUCAUCCUCAUCACUAUCGAGGUGUUGUUUGAACUUGGCAGAAUGAUCUUCUGAAGAGCUUCAUCAGUGACGAUAAAAUACAGAUUAAGGAAAGAAAAAUACUGACAAGAUACCUAUUUUUGUAAGUAUAUUAUGAUCAUAAUUAACAAGACAUUGAAAAGAAGGCUAAGCUUUGACCCCCAAAGAAUGUAUCUUACUGAACAUAAGAAAAUCGCACAACUAUGUUAGACUUACCGUUCGUUAACACUAGCAGCGAUGGAAUGCGAUGAAAUUUGAUUUAUUAGAAUCCCCAUUAGCCAUCGCCAAUGGCUAGUCUUACUGGGGACUGACACAUAACACAAAAAAAAGACUUUACAAUUUACAUAAAUUGAAAAACAUGAACAUGUAGUGUGUGUGCAUCUAUUAGUUACACAUACAUGUCAGUACAUACACACAACAAGUAGGUCACACGGGGGAAAGGCGUUGUGAGGUGUUGCUUUGCAAGAAGUUAUUCAUUUUCAAUGAAAGGAGAGAGACUUGAAGCGAAUUGAGAUAUCACUGUAGAAGGUAUGAUUUUGGUGGGUGGAGUGAGGCUAAAAAGAUGAGAAACGUUCAUGUUUAAGCCAAUCACCAGUGUCUGAGCCACAACAUGUAAAUGAUAGCCAAUCGAGGGAGGAAAUGUCUCGCUAGCUCACUUUGUGACUGUUGGAUUUCUGUUAGCAUGCUGCUCAAAAUAUGUAUCCAAAUGUACUCAUUGAUAUAUAAAUGUUGUUUGGAACUUUUAUAUGUUUGUGUUGAAACUUAAAAUUGUGUAUUGAUUCACUGUACAUAUUUAUUUAUUUGGAGACAUGCAUUUCUGUUUAUGUCUUCAUUCUGGCAAACUGUGUGAUAAUUCAAACAUCCCAAUCCAAUAUCUCAUGAUCCAAGUGAGCCCUAAGCUUCAGGUCAAUUAGAAGAUGCUAAUUGUCUGGUCUUACAAUGUCAAAUGUUAGUCAGGUUCACAAUGUGAUCCAUGAUGAUCUACAGCACUUAAAUGUAGUGACAGCUGUCAUCUCCUGUGUGAAAUUUGUUGUGUGUUUUGAUUUAUAAAAUAAAGUGGAGUAAACUUUAA
Messenger RNA from Coregonus clupeaformis (lake whitefish), 2543 nucleotides. Its product is annotated as required for meiotic nuclear division protein 1 homolog. The record is from RefSeq and is a predicted model, not a curated record. The transcript is spliced from 12 exons. Lineage: Eukaryota; Metazoa; Chordata; Actinopteri; Salmoniformes; Salmonidae. Gene Ontology annotation, biological process: positive regulation of mitochondrial translation. Bases 194 to 1507 code for a protein of 437 amino acids.